UAUUGCCGGAACUGGCCAAUUAAAAUUGCGGAAAGGUGGAGAGGCGCUGUCAGCUGUUGUUUGUUUAUUGCGGAUGUGGAAAGUACUGUGAGCGGUGAGGUGCCCGGGCCACAGCUGAUGAUAUGGAUGCCGGAGGAGGAGCAGGGGCAGAUGGAGCGGAGGUCUGCUGUCUGUCCUACAACCAGGACUGCACGUCAUUGGCCAUUGGGAUGAAAACUGGUUACAAGCUCUUCUCUCUGUCCUCUGUGGAGCAGCUGGACCUCGUCCAUGAAAGCUAUGAGCUCUCUGAUGUUUACAUCGUGGAACGGCUCUUCUCCAGCAGUUUGGUUGUGGUUGUCAGUAACUCCAAACCACGGCAGAUGAACGUAUUCCACUUUAAGAAAGGCACCGAAAUCUGCAACUACAAUUACUCCGGCAACAUCCUGUCCAUCAGACUGAACCGGCAGAGAUUGGUGGUUUGUUUAGAAGAGUCCAUUUAUAUACAUAAUAUAAAAGACAUGAAGCUACUCAGAACUCUGCUGGACACUCCUCGAAACACAUCUGGUCUUUGUGCACUUUCUAUAAACCAUUCCAACUCCUACCUAGCGUAUCCGGGCAGCGCAUCCAUGGGUGAGAUCAUGGUCUAUGAUGCUAAUGUAUUGAAAACAGUAUGCACAAUCCAAGCCCAUGAUGGCUCACUCGCUGCUAUCGCCUUCAAUUCUACAGGAACAAAACUGGCCAGUGCUUCAGAAAAAGGUACUGUGAUUCGAGUGUUCUCCAUCCCAGAGGGGCAGAGACUCUGUGAGUUUAGGAGAGGAAUGAAGAGGUACGUCAGUAUCAGUUCCUUGGUGUUCAGUAUAGACUCCCAGUUCCUAUGCGUAUCCAGUAACACAGAGACUGUGCACAUCUUCAAACUGGAGCAUUUAUCAGAAAGAUCAGAGGAGAACUCAUCCUGGAGCGGCUACAUGGGCAAGAUGUUCAUGGCAGCUUCAAACUACCUCCCAGCCCAGGUGUCGGACAUCAUGAACCAAGACCGGGCAUUUGCAACUGUACGGCUCAAUUUCUCCGGGCACAAGAAUGCUUGCACUCUGGUGACAAUACAGAAACUUCCACGCCUUCUAGUCACCUCAUCCAGUGGCCAUCUCUAUAUCUACAACCUGGACCCACAGGAUGGGGGCGAGUGCGUCCUAAUAAAAAAACACAGCCUCCUUGGUUCAGAAAAGUCAGACACAGACAGAGAGGUUGAAGCAGAGUGUCCAGCACCUGUGUCUUACGCUGCCACCGUGGCCAGGCCAAGCAAUGUGCCCUCGUCAUCCACCAUGACGGGGUACUCAGAAGAUGGUGGGGCCCUGCGGGGAGAGCUUCUUCCAGAACAUGAGUUUGCUGUGGGACCAGUCUGCCUCGACGACGAAAAAGAGUUUCCUCCAGUAAACUGCUUUUUAUUUUACAUGGAAAUGUUUUAAUGAAGAGCUGCAAGAGUCCUGCAGAGAGCAGUGUUCCUCAUUCCUGUGCGGGAUGACGUGAUGUGCUGAGAAGCAUCAUUAAUCCACUGUAUUACACCCAGAUAAUGGAUAGUGUUAUGUGAAGUCCUAUAAUCUUCCUGUCUUGAAAAUGACAUUUUAUAUUGCCUUAUCUGAACCACCCACAUCCACUUGUCAUCCUGGAGCUGGCACUAGAUACUGGGUGGGAUUUGGAGUUAUGUAUAACAAGUCACUGUGACUGUAUGAAAUCUGUGGACUCGUGUGUUGUCUGAUGUUUGCAGAUUAUACAAUUAUGGCAAAUAGCUAUGUUAUGUAUAAAUUCAUAUCCUUUUUAUUUCCUGCUCCCCCCUUCUCUCUAUUACGUGGCUUUGUAUAUUCUUAUACUCACCAGCUGUAUUUAAUGCUUUUCAGCUGCUAUAGAGCUACAGCAUCCCGCAUGUUCUAGCAAGCUGGGGCUUGUAGUUACGCAGUACCUAGUGAGGAAAAGGUCACCAACGCCUGUGUCACAGAGACCACACUAGGAAUAGGGACACCUAGAGGCAGUAAGAACUUACUGCAGAUACGGAGAGAAAAUGUACAGAUUUUUGUGCAAUUAUGAAACGAUUUGUCUUCCCUCGUUUUGUAUUCAGCUGGUAGGGCUCAUCAGUAUUUCAUUAUAUAAACGUAACCGUUGAACAUUUGAGUGGAAUUAAAUAGAAAUAAUGGAAAUACAGCUAGCAAUAAGCCAUGUAAGAGAAUUUGUUCAUAUGUUUUAAUAUAAAGCGCCUCCAUACAGUAUUAUUUCCUGAGUUGACUGCCAUGGUGAUAUUUUUGAUAAUAGUCAGUACAGUGUUCUAUACAGGAUGUUGGAAAUAUGGCAACAGUCAUCCAGCAACUUCUGACAAUAAAUAGAACUAUCUGACAUUUACAAUUAAGUUAGUGUUUACUAAAUAGUAAGUUUUUAAAACCUGACUCUUAUCUGCAUUUUUACCCGCAGAAUGUAAAACUGCAAUACUAUUAAUAGCAAAAGGCAACUGGUUUUGCCCUUAAUAGUAUUACUAUAAUUCUGUUGGCAAAAACUCUGGUUAGCGCUGGCAUUGGAAAGCUACUGGUUUAUAAAUACCAACAUAUCACAGUAUUUGCAGAAUUUAGUUCCACUUUAAGAUGCUCUUUUCCUCCCUCUGCGUUUGCGGUGUUGGGUGUAAAUGUAGUAGCCUGUGAACUGCCGACAGCGCCAGGUUCCAUACGGGUCUGCCUGAUAUUUUAAAAUAGCAAUCAUUAAAAAGACCAAAUCUGUUUAAUAAUUGCUAUUUAAAAAUAAUGUGCCGGAACACACCAAUGCAUGCAGUUUGUAGGCUAUUACAUUACACCUUAGUCUGAGAAGUAAAUAAUAAUGAGGUUUUCUGUAACAGAAACUGAGGGAAUUGCCAUACACCAAUCUGCCAUAGUAUUAAAAAACCAUUGACAGGUGAAGUGAAUAACAUUGAUUAUCUCGUUAUAACUGCACCUAUCAAGGGGUGGGAUAUAUUAAGUAUCAAGUGAACACUCCGUUCUUGAAAUUGGUGAUGCAUUGGGAGCAGGAAAAAUGGGCAAGCAUAAGGAACUGAGUGACUUUGACAAGGGCCAAAUUGUGAUGGUGAGAUGACUGGGUCCGCCAAAUUGUGAUGGCGAGAUGACUGGGUCAGAGCAUUCCCAAAAUGGCAGGUCUUGUGGGGUGUUACCAGUAUGCAGUGGUUAGAGCUUAUUUAGCAUGAAUUUCUGGAAAAGUUAAUGCUGGAUAUGAUAGAGAUGUCAGAACACUCAGUGCAUCGCAGCUGGCUGCAUAGCCACAGACUGGGCAAAGUACGCGAGCGGAUGGCUGUUUUGGUGCCAGAUACCACAAGACACCUUAAGAGGUCUUGCAGAGUCCAUGCCUUGGUGGGUUCAGAGCUGUUUUGGUAGCAUGGGGAGACCUACACAAAAGUAGGCAGGUGAUUUUAAUGUUAUGGCUGGACCAAACUGGUACGACCUGUAGACGAGACAAACCCUUUGAGGAUAGAAUAUAUUUAGUUGUCCUUCAUAUACAUAUUUGUGUCUAUUGUCAGAAUACUUUUUUGUAAUGUAUUUUAUAAGUAUUAGUCCAGUAGUCAGUGCUUUAUUUAAGCUGCAAUGUUUCACACUCACUGAUACUUGUUUACUAGCUGUGUUGCAUGGCCGUAACAUGCCACCAUUCGGUCAGUGUGUAGCUAUUUACAGGAUGCACAGUCUUCCUGGAAGUCUCUUAAUUUUCUACUAACAGGGGAGUCUGUGAAAUAACUGCUCUGCAUGUGACCCAUUUGUCUUAUUGAACCUGUGCUGAUUUACAGUCUGGAGACUUGCUCUGUAAUGACCUCUUUGCAUGAAUGCAGCUUUAUUUAUAACACACCCUUUACACUGGAGAAUAAGGUGGUUUUGUUUUGAUUUUGGUAGAUAAGUUUGUGCCGUGGAAGUCAGAGAGACGAGGUGCCGUGACCAGACGCCAACAAGCCGAAAUUGCACGCAUGGAAUUGGGCCAUAUAUGGAGGAUCGGCUUGUGUAAUCUUCAAGUUAGCUUGUAUAACAGUGGUGCUCGUCCUUCUAAUUUAUCAUAUUCACAGCCAAAGGGUGUGAUAUAAAUAUACUGUAUUUAUCUAACGUAUUACAGACAUAUUACAUGUAAUAUUUGUAUUUUUCCUUUUUAUAGAGAUGCUUGUCCUUAAUUUAUGCAAUUUUAUUUGUACAAAUGUUCAACUAUAGGAAAGCCUUUUUAAAUAUCUAAAUAUAUGUAUUAAUACACUAAUAUUUUACCCAACCAAAAUGCAUUUUACAAAGACAAUGCAAAAAAAUAUUGUGAACGAAUAAAAUUUAUGCAAUCGA
This is a messenger RNA of Pseudophryne corroboree (corroboree frog), 4313 nucleotides long. RefSeq names its product WD repeat domain, phosphoinositide interacting 1 (gene WIPI1). Gene Ontology annotation, cellular component: extrinsic component of membrane; phagophore assembly site membrane; cytosol. Bases 123 to 1442 code for a protein of 439 amino acids. The record is from RefSeq and is a predicted model, not a curated record. Gene Ontology annotation, biological process: autophagy of mitochondrion; protein lipidation; nucleophagy. NCBI's taxonomy places the organism in Eukaryota, Metazoa, Chordata, Amphibia, Anura, Myobatrachidae. The transcript has 13 exons. Gene Ontology annotation, molecular function: protein binding; phosphatidylinositol-3-phosphate binding; phosphatidylinositol-3,5-bisphosphate binding.